Molecule: messenger RNA, 2773 nt
Organism: Cyclopterus lumpus (lumpfish)
Lineage: Eukaryota; Metazoa; Chordata; Actinopteri; Perciformes; Cyclopteridae
Gene: spsb1
Product: splA/ryanodine receptor domain and SOCS box containing 1
Exons: 4
Coding region: 531-1352 (273 amino acids)
Biological process (GO): proteasome-mediated ubiquitin-dependent protein catabolic process; intracellular signal transduction
Cellular component (GO): SCF ubiquitin ligase complex
Molecular function (GO): protein binding
Source: RefSeq, a predicted model, not a curated record
CUCGCAGAGCAGCUGGGAGCGUUUGGUCACGUGACAAGAGAGAUGCUACAGAGCAGCCAUCAUCAUUCCACCCAAUUCAUGUGCAGCCUGAAAUGGUCAAAGGUCAACAAACAAGCCAGGGCUUAAGUUCAGGUGGGCCCGGUCUAAAUUGGGUCUUACAAUAGAGAGAAGUGUUUCCUUGGCUCAGCAAAACCAGCGAGCUUUUCCUCCUGCAUCUUAAUAAGCUGCUAACCAAACCAGGGGCCCAGGAACCCCAACCAGGCCAGCCCAGGAUCCUAGCCCAAAUAUAUCCCUCCACAAGCCACCUAUUGUACUACUAAUGGGUAGGCUCUGAACACCUGGUGUGACCAUUGCUGUCUGCAGCUCGUGACAAGAGGAAGCAACAAACCUGCUGCUUGGGUUGCAGGAGCACAGUGGAUGAGAGGUUCUGAGGUGGAUUUCUCCCCCCAUUAAGUCUUUGAGGAGGAGGAAGAGGGGGGGGGGAGGAGGAGGAGGAGGUGGAAGAGGGAAUUGCUAUAACCACCCAGAGCAUGGGGCAAAAAGUCCCAGGUGGCAUUAAAACCAUUGAUAUGCGGGAUCCAGCAUUCAGCCCCCUGAAGCUGGAGCUACAGGCCCUGAGUCACACCAAGCCGUCCCGACUAGAUCUGCUGCUGGACAUGCCACCUGCCAGCGUAGACGUCCAGGUCCAGCACUCGUGGAACAACGAUGACCGCUCCCUGAACAUCUUCGUCAAGGACGACAACAAGCUGGUGUUUCACAGGCAUCCCGUGGCGCAGAGCACGGAUGCCAUCAGGGGUCGCGUUGGCUAUACAAGGGGACUGCAUGUGUGGGAGAUCAGCUGGGCUAUGCGCCAGAGGGGCACGCACGCUGUGGUCGGAGUGGCUUCGAGUGACGCCCCGCUACACUCUGUGGGCUACACAGCUUUGGUGGGAAGCAACGCCGAGUCCUGGGGCUGGGACCUGUGCAGGAGUAAACUCUACCACGACUGCAAGAAUCACCCAGGAAAAACCUACCCGGCCUUUCUCGAGCCAGACGACACCUUCAUAAUACCAGACUCUCUUUUAAUAGUGUUGGACAUGGAUGAGGGGACUCUGGGUUACAUAGUGGAUGGACAUUAUCUAGGGGUUGCAUUCAGAGGACUUAAGGGCAGGAAACUGUACCCUGUGGUGAGUGCCGUGUGGGGACACUGUGAAAUAAGAAUCCGGUACAUAAAUGGACUUGAUCCUGAACCCCUUUCUCUGAUGGACCUGUGUAGACGCUCGGUGAGGGUGGCAUUAGGAAGAGAUCGUCUGGGUGAGAUCCAUAGACUUCCCCUGCCGGCGUCUCUCAAGAACUACCUGCUCUACCAAUGACGCUGACGACCCCGCCGGUAACGACACACUCGGCACACCCUCGUCUCUUUCUCGUGUUUCUCUGGGAUUCCUCUUGGGUUGAACCCGUUUGACAACAUUGCUCAAGCCUCCUGGACUGACUCAGCCUUUAACAAGUAUGCUUCUGUGACAGUUGGCGGAGACCUUUUUUGAGUUUCUUAUCCUGUUUUUAUGACUCUUUGCAAAUGUAUUCUCAAACUUUAUAAAAUCAGGAAUCACUGAGCGCUAUGCACAUGCUGAUCCAGACGAUGCCCUGACGGUCAACAUGUUGGUGUACCUCCUCCAGUUUGUAGGUUAAUGUGGCAUUUGUGGUCGGUAUCUCUGCUGUGACUUUGCUAUUAGGAAUUUCUAUCUCGUAGCCUUUUUAAAUUGAUGUGUUAUUGAUUGUGCAAAAACUAAAUUGUGUGAUGGAAAGUUAACUGAGUUGGUGCACAAAGCACUGCCAGCAUCUGACCACAAGGUGGCAGCACACAUUUCUGUACAGACUCAAAUGAUAUUAUAGUUUUUAGAAAUCAUGGUUUUUAAAUGAAUACUUAUUAAAUUGUGGUUAACAGAACAUAUAAGAGAUGCUGACCACACCCCAUCGUGAGUCUGGAGUGCAGAUGAAUGCACUGAGGCAGCUGUAGAGCAGCUCAAACCUCUCACUGUACUCACUGCGAUUCAUGGAAGUUUGCCCCAUUGCGUACCAUCAAGGCAUCCGACAGGAAAGUCAACAGCGAAAUUUUAACGUAUGGUUAAUGUCACUGUGAUUAUUUGUAGCAUGCAUCUGCAGGAAAUCUUUCUAAAUACAAUCACGUCUUUUAAAAAAAAUAUUUUCUGUCACUCCUGCUUUUUGUAGUGCAAUAGUUUUCAACCGCAUGCGGUCAGGGCCCAAGAGUGCUGUGUUUUCUUGUGUUUUUUCUUUUUUAUUCAACCAGUCUUACCAUCAGCUGAUUUCACUGGUUUGCACAUAUUCAGCCAGAGAAUGGAAACUAACCAAUAAAAUAUCCACAGAAGUGGUUCUUUGUGAUGAAAACCUGCUACUCUUGGGUCUCACUGGCACAUAGCUGAGAACUAUGGAUGUAGUGUUUGUGUUAUUACAUGUAAAGGGCAAAAACUAUGUAGGUGGACGGCGUUAUUCCUGAAUCCACAAACUUCAGAUUUAGGGCACCAUAACCGAAAAAGACAAUCUACAAAGUGCUGCACAAUGUAAUAAAAGAUCAGAUUGCCAAUAUAUUGUCAAAUGCCAUAUCAUAGACCUGUUAACUAGUAUUUUUAAAUGUGCAGAUGUUGUCCGUAUUCAGCGCUCAGCUGGAUGUGGACACACUGUGCCCGAUUCUGUUUUCCUUGAUUGCGUCUUCCAUUUUAUUUGUAUUCCUUGUUGUAGAUUUGUUUGUAUCUAUUAAAGUUUAUUUCAAAGUAUA